Centropristis striata (black sea bass) is the source of this 3667-nucleotide messenger RNA. It is a transcript of the gene lactbl1b, whose product is annotated as lactamase, beta-like 1b. The transcript has 9 exons. The record is from RefSeq and is a predicted model, not a curated record. Bases 469 to 2577 code for a protein of 702 amino acids. Lineage: Eukaryota; Metazoa; Chordata; Actinopteri; Perciformes; Serranidae.
GUUCUUAUCGACCUCUGCAACUAUUUGGAGGCAGGACUUCGGAGCCACACACAUCGGUCCAACCCUGUCCCCCGCAUGUGCAGGUUCUAUCGACCCUCUGGUUUUUGGCCACUGGAUCCUUUCAACGGGAGCUGGGGGACAGGAUGGGCAUCUCACAGCCGUCCAUCAGUCGCGCUCUCCCUCGAGUUGUGGAUGCAAUUAAUCAACUGGCUACACAAUACAUAGAAUUUCCAUACACAGCAGAAGAGCAAGUCACAGUCAAGAGGGGAUUUCAUCUUGUUGCUGGACUCCCUAACACCAUUGGCGCAAUAGACUGCACCCACGUGCGCAUCAAGGCACCCUCUCCAGACUCUUUUCCAUACCUCAACCACAAGCAAUAUCACUCAGUAAAUUUACAACUCAUUUGCGGCUCAAAUAUCCACCUGCUGAACGUAGUCUCUCGGUUCCCAGGAGGAGCACACGAUUCCUAUGUUUUUCAAAACAGCUCCGUGGGAACACGCCUUGAACAAGGAGCAGCUGAUGACGCAUGGUUCAUUGGUGAUCGAGGAAAUGCCCUGGCCCCCUGGUUUAAUGACACCACUGACAAACCCUCAGACUCCUCGGGAGGUGUCAUAUAAUCAGAUGCAUGCACGCACUCGCUCCACCAUCGAACGCACUAUCGGCAUUUUAAAGCGACGCUGGAUGUGUUUGGACACAGCAGGUGGCAAAUUGCUGUACAAACGGAGAAGCUGGUGCAGCAAAAACAUGGGCAAGGCGGGGAGUAAAGUCCUGAGACAAACCUCAGUGGACGGGGUACAAGCCCAGCCAAGUCCUGCUGCGGCUCCUCCUGCUCCAGUUUCCGUUAAAUUCGAAGGACUCACCAAAACCAACAAGAUGAAGGUGAAGUGGACCCAGCUGGGUCUGGUCUUCUUCCUGGUCUUAUCUCUGGUGAUGACAGGAUGCUUCCUCUGGCAAUAUCAGUUGCCAAAGCUGCUGCCAGAUGACGUGAUGGGCCGCAAUGCCAAAGCGGAGAUGAUGUGUCCUCGUUUCCCCGAGCCUCUGCAGCUGGAGCACCCCAUCCCCAGCCUGAAGGAGGCCCUGGAGAAGGUGGACACUUUGCUUCGGCAGAGCAUCAACCCCAUCAGCCUUCCCUCUCUGUCGGCCAUCGUGAUCCUAAACGACACAGUCCUGUGGACCGGGAACUUUGGGAAAAGGAAUGCCAGUGACCCACUCUCAGGAGCCCCCAAUGAGUACACAAUAUACAGAAUUGCAAGCCUGUCAAAGAUCUUCCCCACACUGAUGCUGUACAAGCUGUGGGAGGACGGGAAGAUCGGCUCCCUGGAUGACCCUCUGGAGAAAUACGUGGAGAACUUCACCAUCAAGAAUCCUCUGGGGAAGACGAGAGACUCCGAGCUGAAGUACGUGACAGAUGGCCUGAUAUUUCUGGACAGCGGGGAGGUUCAGAUCCGCUCCUCCUCAGUCACUCUGCGCAGGAUGGCGAGCCAGCUCUCAGGCUUGCCCAGGAGACUCCGAGCCACGAGUCUGCUCUGGAAAGGAAAAACGCAAUCUGCAAUCAAUCUGUUGCAAGACGACGUCCUCGUGGCAGACCCAGGCACCAAAUGUCACUACAGCAACCUGGCCUUCUCUCUGCUGGCUCACGUGAUGGCCGAGCGAGUGGUGGCCGUCGACUACCAGCGCUGGAUCACGGACAACAUCCUGGACCGGCUGGGGAUGGAGGACACCGGGUUCGACAUCACCCCGGGGCUCCAGGGCCAGAUGGCCGUGGGGGUUUACUCCAACGGGAAGCCGGCCCCGCUCUACGACCUGGGCUGGUACCGGCCCUCGGGUCAGAUGUUCUCCACGGCCGCUGACUUGGCCAAGCUCGCCAUGAUGCUGCUGGGAGCCUAUCACCGCAAGAUGCUGGAGCCGGACUCGCUGAAGAUCAUGCUGACCCCGCUCUUCAGGUGCGACAAGGACUACUUUGCCAACCGUACUGGGACGCCGUGGGAGGUGAACGAGCUCAGGGGCUAUGAGAUGGUGCGUAAAGAUGGCGAUCUGGACGGCUACUCUGCCACGUUCUCCCUGGUGCCCAGACUGAAGCUCGGUCUGGUGGUGCUCAUGGCUGGCAGCCGGUCUCAGAACCAGGACGUGGUCACCAAGGCCUACAAUCACAUCAUACCAGCCAUAGAAAAAGCCUUCAGGGAGGCAAAGAAGAUCCUUUACCCUCCGCCAAACCCAGAACCUUACGUCGGCUUCUUCACCUACAGCAACAUCACCUUCUACGAGAUCAAAGUUGCACCAGACGGCGUCCUCGUCAUGCAGCAGUUCGGGCCUCAGAUUGAAGAGCUGAUCCCAGAGAAGUACAGGACAAUAAAGCUCAACUACCUUGUCGACCGGGUCUUCAGAGUGGUUUUUGAAAAAGAGUACCCGUGUGUUUUGCGAGUCGGCACGGCCUCGGUGUCCUUAGAAGCCCAAGAUGGCCAACUGUUUAACUUCUACACGUUCGACAAACGCGGUUUGUCUCCUGGUUUCGACGCGCCAGGACUGAACACGUACAAUGUGGUGAGAAUAGCCCGCAGGCCGUCUUUCUCCAGCUGAACUGCCUAAAGACAGCUGCUGUGUCCUUGGGAUGUGUGAAAGACUAUAAACAAAAAAAGGAGGCUGUGAAUAUUGAAAGACCUAAUGGAAACUCUCAUUUUGGCGGUCAAAUUGGGGCGGCGACAUGUUCUCGCCCAGAAAAUGAAUUACUGUUUCCGUUGAGUGAUGUAUAUGACUGUCCUUCAUUAUGGAUCCCAGAUGAACAAUCACAUUAUGGUGAUGCAGUGCAUGUGUUUCUCUUGCCUUCAUUUAAACCGCAGUCUCAUCGUCUUUGUCUCUUCCCUCCUCGAGUUUUUAAUGAGAGAGAGAGCAGCUAAAAACUCACACCUAUUGUGCUCAAUUACAUAAACAUUUACAUAGAUUUUCAUUUUCAAUUCUCGGGCCACGACUGCAAUUCCAUGAACUAAUCUGCUCAUACAUAUUCAACCUAAAUUUGUUCAGGGAAAAACAUUUCUUUGUUGCUAUAAACUAUGUUUGUGGCAGGUAGCAUCAGGACACGUUCAUGACUCCCAGGAAUAUAGAUUACUUUCUUUUUUUUAAUGCGGAUGUUGCCACGGGGACAUAACGGCUGAUUAAAUGUCAAGAAUUAUGCAUAAAAGAUGCAAAACAUCUCUGCUCCCUUCAUAAGAGGCGAUUAAGGACAGAGAGGCUUUUGGUUGCCCGUGUGACUCUUUCCUGUUUAAUCCCUAAAAAUGGACUCCGGACCUCUAACACCAAUAUGAAUAAUACACGGCUCUGACUGCUGCAGGAAAAUGACAGAUUUAAGCGUAUACGAAAAUAACUCUUGUGUGACAAAGGCUGAUGUUUUACCUUUUUAUAUUAGAGCGGAGAUGUGCUGGAAAUGGAAACGGAUAAUGGAAAUGUCGCUUUGUCUUGCAGCACCAGGUGCAAUGAGCAAAAUCGAGGGAAUGAAUGAAGAAAUAAAUCUGCUGUAUCCACUUUAUCCGGCUGUGGAUGGAAAUGUUGAAACUGGCAUUCAGCUAUGUAAUGUAAUGUUGUCACAGCCUACAGAGUAAAGCUUAUACUGAUUGAUGGUGCGAGUAAAAAAUCAUUUUGGGUCAUGCAGUAUUGCCUACAAAGAAACAAUACC